UCCCACUAUGCCAACGUAGCGUUGUUAGCAUAGCGGUGGGCUAGCGUGAGCUAACUGUAACGGUUAGCUGCUUGAUAUUUUCUUUCUCUUCUGCUCCGCUAACUUUUUUCUUCUGUAAACGUCCGGUAAUUGUUACCUGUGUCCGUUCUUUCUUCUAGUAAAUUGAGCGUGGACGGAGUAUUUACGGUAGGGUGACUCCUCAGGUAGUCUUAAGGUACACACUGUAUCUGUAGGGACUUAAACAGUAAAGUUAUAGCGUUAAAGUACGCCAGUAAAAAAAGUUUCGUCAACGUUAUUUUGCCUCGUUAGCCCUUGAACAGAGUUACCAGCAACUUCUAACGUGAUAAUAAGGCAAACUACAUGUAAAAUAACGGACAUGCCUUAUUUAUAAGCUGAAAUACAAUGAUUUAACCAAAAUAAAUGACUGUGUUUUGAAGUGAAAGCCUCUUCUACUCCAGGAACUUGUUACACAGUGAUGUGGUGAUGCCGUGGAUGGUGCCAUGUGAAUGACCGAAGACCAUGAAGCCCACACACAAGCUGCUGUUCGUCCUGUGCCCCAUGCUGGUCCUGGGCUUUAUUUACUACUCCUCCGGGAAGCUCCAUCUACACGUGUGGGGCCAGAAGUCUCAGAGGGAUGCAGAAGUGACAGCUGUAGCCCUGACUAAAGGGGCUGAAGUGAAAAGAACUCCAGAGUUGGAAACGGAAAUCCCCGCGGGACGAAUAGUAGGCUCAGUGUAUGAUAAGCAGGGCUUCCUGCUGCAGUUGGACACUAAACUGCCACCGGAGUUAGCAUACAAGUACGGCAACCUCAGUGAAGGAGUGUGCAAGCCAGGAUACACAACAGCCAAGAUGACCAGCAUCUAUCCCAAGUUUAUACAGCCAGCACCCUUGUUUCUUGAUCGGAACUUCAAACGUUUAGCAAAAGUCAGCAAUUAUUUACCUCCAUUUGGAUUCAAAACACAAGAGAGAAUCAUUGACAGCAUUUUAACUGCCACCAAAAAUUAUGGAUUGGGUGAGGAGCUGGACAGUCUAAGCUGUAAAAGAUGCGUCAUUGUGGGAAAUGGAGGCAUCCUGUUCAACAAGUCACUUGGCUCCCGAAUAGAUGAAUACGAUGUUGUUGUAAGGUUGAAUGAAGCUCCAGUAAAUGGUUACAGCAAAGAUGUAGGGACCAAAACCACGUUAAGGAUCACGUAUCCAGAGGGAGCCAUCCAGAAGCCUGAAAACUAUGAAAAAGACUCACUUUUUGUUUUUUCUGCUUUUAAACCACUGGACUUCAAGUGGCUCAAACACAUGGUCUUCAAGGAGAAACUGAGGGGCGUUGAGGGUUUCUGGAAGUCGGUGGCUCACUAUGUGCCUCGGGAGCCGACAGAGAUCAGAAUCCUCAACCCUUACUUCAUCCAGGAGGCCGCCUUCCAGUUCAUAGGCCUGCCCUUCAACAACGGCCUCAUGGGCAAAGGGAACAUUCCAACUUUGGGAACAGUUGCCAUAACAAUGGCACUGCACAACUGUGACGAGGUGGCAGUGGCUGGUUUUGGCUAUGACAUGAACAUGCCACACGCUCCUCUGCACUACUAUGAGGCUGUAAAAAUGUCCGCCAUCAAAGAGUCAUGGACACACAACAUAUCCAAGGAGAAAGAGUUCCUCCGCAAGCUGGUAAAGGCCAACGUCAUCACAGACCUGACACACGGUAUCUGAGUUUACACCCACACCACAGCCUCCUUCAGCCUCCCCCCAAAGGACUACAGAGCAGGAAGUGGGAGGAAACAGAUCAACUCUGGUAGAGAGAACUCUCAGACUCUGGGUGGCCUGCUCACUGUUGGGGUUCUCUCAUAUUGAAGAAGAUUAUUUUAAAAUGAGACACACAAGAGUGUUUUUGCAGAGAGAUGCACACAUGUGCCUUCUGAACCAAAGACUCCUGCUAACUGAAGCAGGUGAGGGAGAGGAUGGGAGGGGGCUGGAUCUGCCUGGUUCCUGUCUUUAUCAAGGGACAGACACAGGAGAGCUCUGCCAGCCCUGUACUUCAACGUUUACCACUUCCACCCCCCUCAAAUAUCACAUGAAUGAAUGGUGAGAGCAGAGGUGACGUGUCAGGAUUUAGCUGGACUCACUGGCUACAGUGAUAAAGGGACAGAAAAGCAGAGUGGGAUGGAGAGAGCGCAUGGGGAUGGGUGGAGUAUCAGCAGUGCCAAACGUACCUCGUACAGAGGAGAGGGGCUCAUCCUCUCCUUUUGCUGCCUGAAUGUAUUCACUUUCCUCAGUGUAAAUAUCAAAGAUUUUUACUGUGCUUUUAAACAAGAUGCAGCGAAACUCCCUACGCCCAGUCCAACAUCCCUUACCUGUCUUUGUCAAUUCAGUCAUUCAUCCAUCCAUUUAUUCAUUCUAUCUUUCCAGGGUCCAAAUGAACUCUUAUGCCGGAUGACACAUCACAGAGAUGAGUCUAGACAUCCAAGUGUUUAAGCAAUUAGGUGUUUUUGCAGAUUUCUCUUUGAAGGGAUUUUAACAUUGACUCUAUGGAGUGGAGCAGCUUCUGUCUGCUGGUUAUGCUGGAUCUACACACACUGAUAGCAUGUGUGUGUGGAGAGGUCACCAAAAAGAGAAAAAAUUAAGCUAAUAAUGAAUACGGAUAAUUAUCUAAAAGUGUUGUCAAUAAAACCUUGAAUCUGCUUUUUAAAGAUUAUUUUAGCUCAGCUAAUCUACACUAAAAGGACAGAUGUGUAUUGAUUAUUUAGGUGAUUGUAAAUUAUCCAGGGAUUUUUGGGGAUGAUGUUUGUAUUCUUCAGCAACUCUGACUGAUAAACUCCACCUCUCUGUGUCUUUUCUGCCUCCUUGUCUCUUUGUAAAUCCUUUUCCUCUCAUUCGUCCUGUCAUGGUACCUCCAUCAUCACUUCAUCUGCAUAACAGAUUCUGUACGCCACAUCUCUUGUUCAAACUCCUCCUGUCGCUGCAGAUUUUCUUGUUCUCCAGUAGAGUGAAAUCUGGGAUUGUAGAAAAUGAAUAUAUAUAUAUUUUUGUUUUGAAGGUAACUUUAAUUAUUUAUUUUGUUACAAAUUUCCCGACGUGUGGUCACAGGCAGGCCUGCUUCCAUUGGUUUCUGUUUAGAUAAAGACAAGACAGAACUUGUUUUGCUGGAAUUCACCGUCACGUGCUUCCUCAGAGACUGCAUCAUGUUAAAGUUCGUGGCAGAAGAAAUGUUGAAUUCAUGGAUGAUUUUGUGUUUCAUUUGCUCAGUGUUGAAUGUUGGUCAGCAGAACUUUUAUUUCUGUGCUUUAUGGAGAUUAUGUUAACACAACACGUGUGCUUUUCUCUUUACAUAUUUUUAAACUGAGAGCAUCCCAGGGGUGAUCAUUUCUGUGCUUAAAUGAUACAUUUAAGCUCCUGUGAGGAAUUUUCCAGUUAUGUCACUUUGACAAAGUGAAUAUUUUAUGUCUGCCAAUCUCUCCCUCAGUUUGUCCAGAUAGUGUUUCAAAUAAAUCCCACCCUUCCUUAUUUUAAACAGCAAAGCCUGCCUCUGCAGCUUGUUAUCAAUCCCAUAUGACACCUACCCCACGGUUGGGGUGACAGGCAUACAAGAUAACCAAACAGAAAUGAGUCAGUCUUCCAAUUGACAGUCUGAUUUACUUAUAAAGGUCAUACAGAGCCAUUAAUAUUAAUCUCAGUGUGUCUCAUAACCAAUUAAAAAAAUCCUCUCAGGAGCUUUAACAUAACUUGUGCUGAUCCUACCCCAGCACUUUAAAGAUGAAGGUAUUGCCCCAUACUUUUUCUAGUCUCAACACAUUAACAUGCUCUCAGUAUUACACAAAUUAACCCUUUACUGCCACCUUCUUAGAAACAGAGAAUGUCACAUCAGUGUUGAUUUUUCAUUUUUCUUGAAAUGAAUGAGAUAAUCAGCUUUAUAGUCAUGGUGCAUUUAAAGACUGCUUACCAAAGCAGGGUCGGGUUGUAAUGGUUUAUUUAAUUCUUUGUCAGAUGACUUUUUUUUUUGGGGGGGGGGUUACCUCUUAUCUGCCUCUGUCUUCAAUGGAAGUGAUGAUUACUGUAUGCACGCACACAUGAAGAGGUCCGCUCUCAUUGCUUUUGCCCAGUAAGCUGCUCUUGGUGCGUGUUACAUCACUCCAUCGUGUCUUCUUUUUUCACUACAGCGUAUCACCUGGUUUAGUUUUUAGUCUUUCCUCUGGGUUUGAAAGACAUGAAUGGAUCACUGUUUUGGAAACUCUUUGUUUCUUUGUUUAUUUUUCUUUUUUUGUGUCUUUCUUUAAUUUUUCUGAGAACAAAGGUUCAGGGAACAGCUGACCACUGCACUCGCAUGAGGCGCUUUCAGUGCCUUACAUCUCAUCACCUGGAAACUGUAGUGAGGAGUGACUAGUUAACAUGAUGGCAGAUGAGCCUGUAUUAAGAUCAGCUGUUGGUCAAGACUGUCACUCCUCGUGUGAUUUAAAACCAGCCAAUUCUAUCCCAUGUUAUUUAAAUUGAAUGACCAUUUCAAACUCCUUACUGGUGGUUUUGUAUGUUUAAUCACAUAAACUACAAAUUAGCAUUACCAUGUUGUCAGAUUUUAAACCUUGGAUAAAUCAUUAGUAAAUAUUAAACAAUGCUGAUGUCUGUUACAAUACAGCAGUUACAUAAACAGAGGCCCAAGGCAGCUAGGAAUGAGAAAUUUCUUGUUUUUAAUGUCCAAAGAUGCAAAUAAACUCCUGCAUACUUUCUUAAUUUCUUAAAUAUGCUGGACUUUCCCUUGAUGGUCCCAGUGCAUUGUGGAGCUGUAAGAAAUGUGAUUGGCUCAUAGCAUUGUGGAGGGUGGAGCUUAGGGAUAGGUGAAUUGUCUGCUUUUGGCACUGUAUCUAAAACAACAUCAGUUUCUGCAGAGGACACUUAUGAACUAGGCAUAAGUUAUUUUUGUGAUUUUAUAAAAGUUAGAAAUGUUUUUUUUUUUUUAAAUCCUGAGAAUUAUCCUGAACCUGCCAUGAUUCUUAUUGUAUCAUCAGUGUGUUGUUACAUCUGUAUUAUUGACUAUUAUAAUAGCAAAGAUUGUAUCAUGUUCUUGAAAGUAUCAAAGUAUCAUACAUUUUCACAACCUUGCUCUCAAGUGUUUUUAAAGUAAGCUGCUGAACACUGGCUGUUACAAUGACUUUUUUCUGCUGUCUGUAACUGCUUUUCAACUCCCUGAUUUUGGCAGCUUUCUCUCACAGAAGCGUUUUUUUUUUUUACGUUCAAAAAGUUUGGUUUGCCCGCCAUAAAGAGUGCUACACGCUGUGUAGCACUCUUUAUGGCGAGCAAGAAAAAGUAGAAUCUGAUGAUAUUGGAGUCUGAAUCAUACCUGUGGACUGAAAGUCAGGAUAUAUUGCUCUCUGCUGCUACAGAUCUUUUCCCUUUACAUGCCUGUCUUUUUGGAGGUUCAGUGCCAAAUCACUGGAGUACCUCAUGAAUGCUUCAAUAUUGGAAUAUCCUUGAAUGCAAAACGGGAGUUUAAAGUCAUCCUAUGUUCCUGCAGCAAAGCCAAACGUGAUAGAAGGUUGGAAUAACAUAUCCUUAACAAGCAGCUGCCUAAGGGGAAAAAAAAUCCGUCUUAUUGUCUGUUUCGGAUAUUGAUCAUUAAAUGUUGAACAAGUUCAAUUUGUAGUUGAAAAGGUUUGAGAUAAAACAUGCCAAACCACCAGUCCGGUCUUUAAAGCUUUGAUCCUGAACAGUCCCUGAGCUGGAGGGAACCUUUUGUCCUUUGUCUUUUAUUUUUUAUUCUUGGUUUUGAAUUUUUACGAAUGCUGGAGGACUUAAAAUGAGUGGAACCCAAAUCGCCUCUAAAGGUUUCCUGUUCAUGAAAAACAGAAUGUAUUUGCUUUAAUCAUUUCAUCGUGUUUCUACACUUUUCUUAUUUUCAUUUCUGCAUCUUCAUCAUCAGCGGGAAGUCAAAGUGAUCAAGUGUUACUGUUUAUUUUUUUAUAUACAGUUCUAAAUGGCUUUCUGGGACACAAUAAAAGAGUUUGUAAUGGAUA
Cheilinus undulatus (humphead wrasse) is the source of this 5987-nucleotide messenger RNA. RefSeq names its product ST3 beta-galactoside alpha-2,3-sialyltransferase 3b (gene st3gal3b). Bases 520 to 1695 code for a protein of 391 amino acids. Gene Ontology annotation, molecular function: sialyltransferase activity. Lineage: Eukaryota; Metazoa; Chordata; Actinopteri; Labriformes; Labridae. The transcript has 13 exons. The record is from RefSeq and is a predicted model, not a curated record.